Molecule: messenger RNA, 2851 nt
Organism: Carassius carassius (crucian carp)
Lineage: Eukaryota; Metazoa; Chordata; Actinopteri; Cypriniformes; Cyprinidae
Product: CD99 antigen-like protein 2
Exons: 10
Coding region: 351-1055 (234 amino acids)
Source: RefSeq, a predicted model, not a curated record
AAAGUUCACUAGUAUGUUAACAUAACUAUCAUUUAUUUUUAGCUAAAGCAAGAAUAAUAGGUUGUUUCGUCUAUUUGUAAAAACGGUGCGCUCUGAGUAAAAAGGGGAGCGGAGUUUAAGGAUCCGCCCUAAAGCCGGUGUAUGGAAACGUGAUCUAAACGCGGCUGUGAAUCUCGUGCUCGCUCAUUCGCACUGCAGGCUCUCGCGCAGGCUUUUCUGCUCUAAGAGAGAAGCUAAGACUCUUUAAAAUCACGUUACCCUUAGGCCUCAAGGGCAAAGAGUCAUAUAUACAUCACCUACUGCCAAUAUUUAAUAUCGCUGUUAUCCCGGUGCCAUUUCAGACUUUCAGCAUGGGGAAAAAGCUCUCGACAUGGACGCUCCUAGCGGUCUUUUCUCUGCUGGUAGUGAAAGGAAUAAGUCAGGAUCUGGCCUUGGCAGGUGUGUUUGACAAAGAUGAACUAACUGCCUCACCACCUAAAGUGGACCCAGCAGGAGGAGCAGGUGAGGUGAAACCCAGUCUUAAACCUGUUAAUCCCCCAGUCCAGGAACCAACAAAGGCCAAGCCCAAACAAUCAGAUUUUGGGGACUUCGAUCUUGAAGACGCCCUGAACCCGGACAAUGAUAUCAGAGGAAAGGACAAAGACUCUGGCAAAGGCGGUACUCAGUUCUCAGACGAAGACCUUGAGGAUGUGGGCAGUGAUAACUCUUACAAACCUGACAAAGGCAAAGGUGGAAGAGGUGAAAGCAGUGGCGGAAGCAGUGACAGAAACAGUGGUGGCGAUUUGGAUCCUGCAGAUGACAGCUACAACACCAUGGCUGAGACUGGAACCAUUGCUGGUAUUGUGAGCGCUGUGGCUAUGGCUCUGGUUGGUGCAGUGAGCAGCUACAUCUCCUACCAGAAGAAGAAGUUGUGCUUCAGCAUACAGCAGAGUCUGAAUGCAGAAAUAGUGAAAGCAGAUGCCCCAGAUGCUGUAGUUGCACAGGAGCCACAAGUUCAGCAAACUCUUCUCCAGCCUCCCAAUGCUGAGCCACCAACAGAGGAGAAUGCAGUGUAAUCUGAAAUGCAUCAUCCAAACUGAAGAGGGCGCAGUUCUAAAUCGUUGUUCUCCAAUUUGAAUGCCACUUUUAUUUACCAGCGCAUUUGCACCACAAUGCCCUUUUUGAAUUACCAAUGUGACUGUUUAAAUCAACCUUAAAUAUAGUCUAAUAAUUUUUUAUUACAUGCAUAUUACAUGCACAUGCAACAAUGCAGUUAGCCUGUUUGCAAUAAUACUGCUAUGAAAUGGAAAACACCUAAUAAUUUCCGAAUGAUCUACUGAGUCCCAAGAAAAAUCAAACAGAUAAUGCGCUACAGUCUUUUUGUUUGUCAGUUUAUCCCAUCAUUCCUAUUGAGCACAAAUGCAUAUUAAUGAACAGUGAUCCAAGUGAUUAAUCCAAGGUUUACAAAACAGCUGAUUGGAUAAUCAUAGAAAUCUGAUUUUAAAGGUCAAGACUGUUUUCCUUACGCUUUCACAGCAAGACAGGCUUAACAGAUCAGUUGCUGUGGAGUCUACAGUUGAAAAAAAAGAUAAAGGAUUUGUGAAGGUUUUUUGUUGUUGUUGUUGAUGUUUUAACAUGAUCUGUAUAUAUUUGCCUUGCUUUCACAGCAGUGUGAAAAGAUUGUCAUACAUAUAUGCAGGUUUUUGUGUCUUAGUGAACUUUUUACUAGAGUGACUUUUUGAGAGAGAAAAAAAAUGACGAACAACUGAAGUCAAAAACUAACCAACAGCUGCUUCUUUCUAAUUUGCUUUAAAAUGAAACAAUGACUAAAAUGGGUUUAACUGUGAAGAUGUGUUGACGUGUGUUGAUUAAGAAGCCGUGUUGACUGCAUAUGUGUGUGUUAGUUGGAUGUCAGUGGUUGCGAUUCCUUCUUUUGAGGAAUAGUUUGAUUCGGCGAGAUCAGAAUGAGUAGAUAGAUUAGCGUGAACUAACUUGUGGGUGGAAGUAACCGAAGUUGUGUUUUCAUGUUAGCACAAUACUUAGUCUAGUAACUCUUCGUACCGCUAAUUCUGAUCCAUUGCCUUUUGUGGGGUUUUAAGGGGUUAAUGUGCUUGUAUAUUGCAUAUCGUUUUCAAGUUUGUACUCAAACUGUUGUAUCAGUGUAUCUCUAUUUACACUUGUAGCAGUAAAUGUACAUAAAUGUUUGUGCCCCCCACUCUUUUUGGAUUAUGGGGAGUAGUUUUUUCGCCCUAGCUUAGUGUUUGUACCGUUUGUAGCAUGUUUGAGCUUUAGCUUUGAGACUUUUUAGAGACCUGUUACACCCUCGCUAGUUUUGCUAUUGCCUUAAUGAGUCUCCAGGUGCUUUCCAGUUUUGCAAAUUUUCCCCACUUCAUUUGCCAAGGGUCUGGUGUUUGUGCCACAGAUCUUGACCAGAGCCCUCAUCUCUCCUGAUUUGGAAGGCCACUAUCUGAAAAUGGCAAGUUAGCAAAACCGGAUUAAAAAGCGGCUCUGUCCUUACCAUCCUCUCCCCCACUUGAGAUGCUCCAGAUUUUCCUGUAGCUGUUGUUUUUCACUGUGAAUUCAGGUGCACCUUUGUUACCCCCAACCCAAGCCCUCGCCAAUGGUGCUUUCCUUCCCAAUGCCUUACCAACAUUAGGGAAGACACGCUAGCUUACUAACACAGCACUAACAGUCACAACCGUUAGAAGGGCUGCCUCACUUGAAUGUCUACAAACUAGACGUACUAGGUUACGUACGUUGUUCCAGUUUAAAGGUGUGGUCACAUUCUCUGAAAUUUCACAGGUAAAAAUGUCCAGCGUCAAAUGCUGUUUGCUCGCGUAGAUCACUUUCAAAUCACGUGGCUUUCUGUUGA